Molecule: messenger RNA, 1001 nt
Organism: Fragaria vesca subsp. vesca
Lineage: Eukaryota; Viridiplantae; Streptophyta; Magnoliopsida; Rosales; Rosaceae
Product: 50S ribosomal protein L24-like
Exons: 6
Coding region: 164-643 (159 amino acids)
Biological process (GO): translation
Cellular component (GO): mitochondrion; ribosome
Molecular function (GO): RNA binding; structural constituent of ribosome
Source: RefSeq, a predicted model, not a curated record
ACUCCAAGCUAUUACAAAUUCACCCUUACAAUCUCCAUCACCAUUACCCUUCUCAGGGCCGCAGUUUCUUUCUGUCUUUCUUCCCCUUCGCCACCCUUCUGGUUUAGUCCGAUUCUCCGUCCCCAUUUCAACUUGCAGAGAUAGUUGAUUUUUUUUGUUUCAAAUGGGUUGGAAAGCAGCUGAGAAGCUUAUUAGGCACUGGAAGGUUCUUAGAGGAGACAAUGUGAUGAUCAUAAGAGGCAAAGACAAGGGUGAGACCGGUAUCAUUAAGCGAGUCAUUCGCUCUCAGAAUCGUGUAAUUGUGGAGGGCAAAAAUCUGGUAAAGAAACAUAUCAAGCAAGGCCAAGGUCACGAAGGCGGGAUAUUUACUGUCGAAGCCCCUCUUCAUGCCUCAAAUGUCCAAGUUGUUGAUCCAGUAACAGGGAGGCCUUGUAAGGUUGGGGUUAAAUAUCUUGAGGAUGGAUCAAAAGUUAGAGUAGCAAGAGGCACAGGAGCAUCGGGAUCUAUAAUCCCUCGUCCUGAGAUUUUGAAGAUAAGGACUACCCCAAGACCUACCGUUGCUGGUCCAAAGGAUACUCCUCUGAAUCUCGUGUUGGAGAAGACGUAUGAUGCCAAAACAGGAAAGGGCAUGCCUGAACUUUGAGAGAACUAGUCUAAAUGUCAUUGCAGGUCAGAUGGAAAAUUUUGCAGAAAAAGAAAGAAAGAUGGGAGCCAUUUUAGUUGUCACAGUCUGGCGAAUGAUUUAGAAUCUCUUGCACUGAACUUCUGCUUCGAUUCGUAAUUUCGUUGGAAUAUUGUACAAACUAACAUGGCCGGAUUGCAAAUUUGCUAUAGGAAUGUGUUCUUAGAUUCAAGGCCAUGAGUUCUCUUACGAAAUACAACCAUAAUGCUGUUCUUGCAUCAAAUAAUAGUAUGUAGUCUUUUGGUUUUCUUAAUCCUGUGUUAAAUAAUGAUCCAGUAGGUGUGCAAAUUCAAUUUCUUCAACUCGAUUCUGGGGUGUU